AUGUGUAACCUACAUGCAGGAAUAAGCACGUGAACAGUAUAGGUCAACCUGGUGCGGUAGAGAAAUGUGGGAUGUGCAUAUGAUAUAUCACUCACACAGACCCACUCUCUCUCCUCUCUCUCUCUCUCUCUCCGUUCUCUCCCUCCUCCCCCUACAGAAGAUGAUGUGGACCUGGAGGCGCUGGUGAAUGACAUGAACUCCUCGUUCGAGAGCCUGUACUCCACAUGCAGCAGCGUGCAGUCUGAGUCAGUUCCCCUCCUGCAGCACAACGGCCAGGUGCACGUGCACCGCGACCACCACCGCAGCUCCCCCAUGCCCCCCCACCCCCACACCUCCCCCAGCGACCUGCAGCCCAGCCCCACCUCCCCCAAACAGAGACUCCGACGCUCCCAGCCCAUGCACAUCCUCGCCGUCAGGUAUGUCUGCUGUGUUGGCACGUGCACAUUCACACACACACACAACACACACACACCCAAUAGAUACAAUUCCUCCACAUCUAAACAAGGGACCAUGUUCUCAGUAUGCUCUGUGGGGACAGGUAUGUGCUUAUUAUAGUUCAUCGUUUUGCCUAUCCGCAGCCUCUCUGGGACCCAUUCUCCCCCUGUCACUUUCCCCUGUCCUAGCAUAGCAUAGCAGAGGGGGAGACCAAGUUCAAAUUUCUCUUUUAUUCUAGAAACAGGGUGCCUACUGCUCCCAUAAGUUGAGAGGAACUUUUAUUCACCUCAGGUCUUAAUGAAAUCUAAACCUGUCUGUCAGAGUUGUAACAUCCAUUAUUUUCGAUCCCUAGAGAAAGUUUGGCACUGGCUGGUAAUGAGAUAUAUCAUUGGCUCAUUCUGUCUGUUGGAUUGAAAUGAUAUGGUUCAGCUUAUUAUUCAGUCCUGACCUCCAAAUAACACCCUGCUCCUGCCUCACAUGGAACUACAUCAAACUACAUCAAAAGCUUCUCCUUUUGAACUCCCCUCCCUUACCAGCUUGGGUUUGGAGAAAGUAUAGAGAAAUGCUAAUGAUGGCUAUCUGCCUGGCUGCUGCAGUUCAAUUCAGAUGCUAGUCAUCUGAUUAAGCCAAGCCAAACUCUUGUCUGUUUCUGAUUGACAGUCAGGGUCUGCAUCCCAAAUGGCACCCUAUUCCCUACAUAGUGUACUACUUUUGACCAGAGCCCUAUGGGCCCUGGUCAAAAGUAAUGCACUAUAAAUGGAAUAAUAGGGUGCCAUUUGGGACGCCGCCCUAGUCGGUUUCUUAUUGACAGGCAGACAGUGAAUGAACAGGCUGUUGCCCUUGCAGCAGGUCAUGAAAUGGGCACUUUCCUCUUGAAACUGCCUGAAAUAAUGGUUUGAUGAAUAUUGCAUGUAAUUAGUAGCUCCAAAAACGCUGGCAAUCUUCCUGUGGUGUGGCAGAAAGAAUCAGCUCACAGUGCAGUGAUCAGAGAGAAAUGGGCAUGAGGCCUCGGCUCGGCAGCAGUCUCUCUCUCACUGUGAAACCAAGGAUUAUUCAUUAUUCAUACUCAGCCACAAAGCAUUGGGUUUAUAUCAGGGGAGACUGUCCUCAUGAUCUGCAUUCAUCUGCUUCUUAACAGCCUUUUCAGUCAGUCUGUCUGUCUGUGUCUGUCCCUCACUGUGUUAAUGUCCUCCCUGAAUGUUGUGAUUCUCAGGAGACUGCAGGAAGAGGAGCAGCAGCUCCGGACGUCCUCUCUGCCGGCCAUCCCCAACCCCUUUCCCGAGCUCUCCAGCUCUCCUGUCCUCAGCCCUGGGUCUUUACCUCCGUGUCAGCCCUCAGGCACAUACGUAAGUCAGAGACCCUUCUCUUCAGUCCUUACUAUGGUAGCUGAGGUAACCAUGAAGAUUGUCCAUGAAAAUGGCAACUAAAGUAUAGUAUCGUACAUCUUACAGUACCAUGGCAGUUUGGUAUAUUUCUCCCACGGUCAUUAUCUCUCAUCAGAAUCAGUGAAACUAGCUUUAAAACAGCAACAUUUUGUCUCUGCGUCCCCCAUAUGUUGCCCAAAAACCUUUGCAAUAUAUUUGUUUUCUUUCAAAUACUUUGAACUGCUUGAUAGAGCUUGCCUGGCUCAAUGGAACCAGUAGAAAGUGCAAGCCCAGCCAAUCUGGCACUUCAGGCAGGCUCAAUCAAAGUAUUUGACAGAAGACAAAUACUAUUUGAACCCAGGUCUGGCCUGUAAGAACUGGCAGCAUGGGCUGUAGUCUGUAGAUGCAGGGAGCUGGGUGAUGGAAAAUAACCAUUUAGUUAGUACUAUGUACCUUUGGCUACAACAUGCAUCUGUUGUAAAGCAGUUCUAAAGCAUUUUUUUUUUACAACUUGUGAUUGGCCCACUAUACUGCGCUAAAGACAUAUGUUGCCCAAAAACCUUGCAUAGUGUGUGUGAGUUUGCCUGAGUGUGUGUGUGCGCGUGUUUGUGCAUCUGUGUGUAUGUGCACGUGUGAGGCUGGGGGUCGUAGAGAUGGGCCCUGCUCCACAGCUGGCUCUGCUUUGCUCUCCCAGCAUGCAGUGCCUGCCGUCUAGAAUCGUGUAUAUCUGUCUGUUCGUCCGCCUGUCUGCCUUCCUGCCUGCCUGCAUGCCGACCCUGCCGGCCUGGCUGGCUGACAGGGUAGGGCUGGUGAGAAGUUGCGCUGUUUACAGAAUUUUCCGACCUCUGGGCGCUUUCUGACAGGCUCUCAUUUCUCAUCCCCAGCCCCCGCGCAGUGGAGGCACGCCAACGCUGCCGGCUGGCCUGGCCUGUCAGGGAUCACUGGGCAAUCUGUUACACGACGCCCAUAUGAUUUUCAUUUGCCUCCCCUUCAAAGUCUCAGUCAAGGACCCAGCUCUCUCUCUCUUUCUCUCUCUCGCUGUCUCACCCCAGCCGUGCUCUUAAAAUGGUAGUGUUAACAAAUAACUGACUUGUUUCGUUAUGGACGGACGGAUGUUCACUGGCUGGUUUUGACAACCCUGGUGGCGUAGGGUCUUUCAUGGUCUGUUAACUGAGCUGGAGAUCGAGGGUCAUGACCAGCCAGUAGUCACUAUACUAACCUAUCCUGAUGCUGCCAGCCUGACUGACCUGGACACCCUGUCCCUAGUGUUGUUGUGUCUUCAACUGGUCUGCACACAAUGUUCUCUGUAAUUAGUGGAAGUAUGCUGACCAGUCAUCAGUCCUAAAAGGCACCAGGAUGGAUGCGACACACAUAACUGGCUCUCAGAGCAGUCCAAGGGCAUCCAUCACCAUGCAGUCAGACCCUGGGUUCCAGCCCACACCACACACCAUCAGGGACAGGUCUAAGCAUGCCAGCGACACUGCAUGUGACGCAACUGUGCUGCAGCCCUAUUACUGGGUUAAUAAACUGCACCGUCAUGCCUGGUGCCUAGUCCUCCUUAGCUUAGCCUCUUUUCUGUUUCUAUUAGACUGUUGUUAAGUUGACACACCGGUGACACAGGUUCACCUCCCGCUCCCAUCCCCUCCCUCCGCCUGUCCCCUUGUGUGCAACGCUUUAUCCUUUUAAAUCUUUCUGUGAACUCAACAGCUGGUACGCACGCACGCUGAAAGGAGAAGAGGAGUAG
Molecule: messenger RNA, 3543 nt
Organism: Coregonus sp. 'balchen'
Lineage: Eukaryota; Metazoa; Chordata; Actinopteri; Salmoniformes; Salmonidae
Source: the annotation of a GenBank genome assembly